Knipowitschia caucasica is the source of this 498-nucleotide messenger RNA. The record is from the annotation of a GenBank genome assembly. NCBI's taxonomy places the organism in Eukaryota, Metazoa, Chordata, Actinopteri, Gobiiformes, Gobiidae.
AUGAACUCACAAGUCAGCAUUACUAGUGAUCUGCGCUUUGCUGCGAGCGGGAUCUGCAACCGGGUGUGCUCCCUGGAGAGGGAGCGCAAUGAGCGGGCCUGGCCCGCUAACGUGGAUGUAGCAGCUGUCACGACGCAAGCUAUGCCUCUUGUGUCUGCUGUGAAAGAGGUCCUGACCCAUGGGGAGAAAAGUGCAGCGGAGACAGCGACUCCGACAGUACCGGCUCCGGAGGUGUAUGCAGGGACCGCUGCGGAGAGGAGUUUACGGGGGCAGCAGUCGCCAAAGUGGAGUGAGGUUGUGAAGAGGAGCCGGCGCGCAACAACCGAUGAAGCUAAUGCAGUACGCACGGGACAGGGGAGGAAGCCACGGGCCACUAAGCCUAUCGUUGGCACUGGGACUGUGGGCAGCAUCCGAACCAUACAGACCAAACUGAUCACUUCUUUUGGCCGGAACCAGAGCAGAGAUAACAUCUACAGCAGCCUGUGGCCCCAGGGAUAG